AUGAACGAAGCAGGCAGACCAUUUACACUUAUACAUCAUAAGGAAGAAACACCUAAUAAAAUUGUUCUUCCGAUGCCAACAAGUUGUUUUUCAAACGCAGUAUUGAAAGCAUUCCAUUGCACUGAGGAAUUGUGUCUUUUACAUACCUUAUCUAAAAAGGAUAAACAGAAUUUUAUCUCACAACUCAGUUCACAUAUAUAUAAAGACUAUAAAAAUGAAAUUUUUAACGUUUUUUCGCCAUUCUACAAAACAUUAAAACUUUGUAAUACUGCCGGAAAACAAAAACGAAAAAUCACGCGGUGUCAGAGUUUGAAUACUUAUUCCAGAAUUAAACCACAUACACUGGAAUGGAGACAACGAGGUUAUUCCGAUCCGGUUGUCUCAACUUCAGAAUCAAAAUUAUGUUUCUCAUGCGUUCCGGGAAAUUUGCAAUCUUCAGCGAUGCAUACGUCAGUUGGAUCUGGUUCGUCGGAAACAUCCUCUAACUUGCCAGAUUUCAUGUAUUUUGGAUCAGUAUAUUCUACAGAGCCGAGUUCAUUUUAUGAUACAGUAUCUGAAUCCAUGACUCAGUGGCCGGUGACAACUUCGGAACCGAGUGAGGAUUCUAACCCUUUGCAAACAGAGAAUUCUCCGAAUUGCGUAGACGACAACGCACCAAUUCAUCGGGCACUGAAGGUGAAAUAUGAAUGUCAGAAAAUCAUUGAGAAUCUCUGGAAUGAAUUGGAAUGUCUGGUUCGUAGGCGUACUUCACUACCAACUAAUGAGGUCGAAUUUUGCAGGAUGAGUGUUUAA
This is a messenger RNA of Ambispora gerdemannii, 792 nucleotides long. The record is from the annotation of a GenBank genome assembly. NCBI's taxonomy places the organism in Eukaryota, Fungi, Glomeromycota, Glomeromycetes, Archaeosporales, Ambisporaceae.